Messenger RNA from Dermacentor silvarum, 738 nucleotides. RefSeq names its product CRISP/Allergen/PR-1. Lineage: Eukaryota; Metazoa; Arthropoda; Arachnida; Ixodida; Ixodidae. The coding region runs from base 1 to 738 and encodes 245 amino acids. The record is from RefSeq and is a predicted model, not a curated record. The transcript has 5 exons.
AUGGCUCCCAACAACCGUGCUACCAGGGAAACGUUCCUUCAGCUCGGUAUAGCCUCCCAGGGCGACCCGGCGCAGUAUACGACCGCGCACGUCAGGCGUCGAGGCUGCGCUCCUUCCGCUAGGCCGCGGUGUCCACUGGCUGCCUGGGCUGCAGCAUGGAUCUGUGUGGCGUCAGUCUUCUCGAUAGCGGCGGACGCAGCAGAUGUGGCUGGCCUGGUCUCUCUGUUGCUGCCUAGCCUCGAUGGUGACGUGGAUACGGCUGCCUGCCCGGACCUGUACCGGCGCUACAGCCGGCGGCACACGCAGUGCGUGCGGCCUCCGAAGUCGUGUCAUCCACUGCACGAGGGCGUCUCCGAGGCUGACCGGCAGCUCAUCCUGGACCAGCACAACGCCUUCCGCAACCGGCUCGCCUCAGGAGCCGAGGCCACCAGUGGGUUACCGGCCGCUGCGAACAUGAUGUACCUGGAGUGGAACGACGAACUGGCGGCCGUCGCUCAGAAGUUGGCCAGCAUGUGCUCCGUCAAGCCGGACUGCGCGGACUGCAGGCGCGUCGAGAGUUUCACCGUGGGCCAAAACAUCUGCAACUACAAGAUCCGCUCCCGAACGGCGCCGCCGGUCUACUGGCGAUCGACCAUCGCCUACUGGUACGACGGCGUCAAGCAGUUCCCGCCGGCUGCCAUCUCGCCCUACAUCUACAGGCAGUACUACGGCACCUUUAGCCAGGCACGUGCCAACUGA